Messenger RNA from Prionailurus viverrinus (fishing cat), 807 nucleotides. RefSeq names its product vomeronasal type-1 receptor 2. The record is from RefSeq and is a predicted model, not a curated record. Gene Ontology annotation, molecular function: pheromone receptor activity. NCBI's taxonomy places the organism in Eukaryota, Metazoa, Chordata, Mammalia, Carnivora, Felidae. The transcript has 2 exons. Gene Ontology annotation, cellular component: membrane. Bases 1 to 720 code for a protein of 239 amino acids. Gene Ontology annotation, biological process: G protein-coupled receptor signaling pathway.
AUGGCCUUCGCGGAUUUGAAAUUUGCAAUGAUCUUCCUGUUCCAGAUAGUCGUUGGAGUUUGGGGAAAUUUCUCGCUCUUAUAUCAUUCUGUGACCCUUGCCUUCAGUGGACGCAAACCAAGGUCAACCGAUUUAAUUCUCAGGCACCUGACUGUAGCCAACUCCUUGGUCCUUCUCUCCAGAGGAAUCCCAAGGACAAUGGCAGCUUUUGGGUUAAGACAUUUCCUCAAUUAUUUUGGAUGCAAACUUGUUUUAUACAUUCACAGAGUGGCCAGGGGUGUGACCAUUGGCACCAUUUGUCUCCUGAGUGUCUUCCAGGCCAUCACCAUCAGCCCCAGAAACUCCAGGUGGGCGGAGCUUAAAGCCAAAGCCCUGAAGUACAUCGGGUCCUUCAGUACCCUCUGCUGGGUCCUCCACAUGCUGGUAAAUUUUAUUUUUCCAGUGUUUGCAACUGGCAGAUGGAGUAACAAAACCAUCACAAUGAUGUUCUGUCCUACUCCGCUUCACGACAAAGUCUCAGACUCCACGUAUACAGCAUUGAUAGCCUUUCAUGAUGUUUUAUGUUUGGGGCUCAUGUCCUGGGCCAGCGGCUCAAUGGUGUUCAUCCUGAACAGGCACAGGCAGCGGGUCCAACACAUUCAUAGGACCAAGGCCUCCCCAAGAUCCUCCCCCGAGACCAGAGCCAUCCACACCAUCCUUGUUCUGAAAUUGGGACAGUGACUUCUCCGACAUGAUGUGAGAGCUCAGAGCACAAAACGAACACGUCUUACGUGUGCAUCCACUGGUGAUCCAGAAAUUAAUUUUCAU